CUCAUAAUCAAAUAUUUGAUCCUUGUAUCAACCGAUUUAGCGAGCAUCGAAUCAUGUGGUAUUGUGUCUUGCAUGGUCAUAAUGGCGUUCAGUUUAGCCGCUUUUUCAUAUAUCGUGGCAUUAAUCGUAGAUGCUUUUCUAAUAUUUUUUGCAAUAUUUCACGUGAUUACAUUCGACGAAUUAAAAACUGGAUACAAAAAUCCGAUCGAGCAAUGUAACAGUUUAAAUCCGUUAGUUAUUCCAGAAUACAGUUUGCACAUUCUGAUCAAUGUUUUAUUUUUAAUAAGUGGACAAUGGUUUUCAUUGCUUCUUAAUAUUCCAUUAAUUGAUUACCAUUUAUGGAGAUAUUAUCAUAGACCUGUGAUGUCUAAGCCAGGCUUAUACGAUCCCACUACUAUUUUGAAUGCGCAAGUUCUUACUGCUCACCAAAGAGAAGGAUGGAUUAAACUUGCAUUUUAUGUCUUAUCAUUUUUUUAUUAUUUAUACGGCAUGAUUAGUUCGUUGAUUCAAUGAGAAAGCAAUAUUUUUCUUUCAAUACGUUGAAUUAUAAUUCUCUAUCUGUGGUGUAACGUGGUUUUUAGACACAAAUUGUUUGUACAGAUAAACUUAUUAUGUCACAAUUUCAUAAAAUAAAGCUUAAUACCAGAAUA
Molecule: messenger RNA, 650 nt
Organism: Nomia melanderi (Alkali bee)
Lineage: Eukaryota; Metazoa; Arthropoda; Insecta; Hymenoptera; Halictidae
Gene: cni
Product: protein cornichon
Biological process (GO): vesicle-mediated transport
Source: RefSeq, a predicted model, not a curated record